Messenger RNA from Erpetoichthys calabaricus (reedfish), 950 nucleotides. RefSeq names its product carbonyl reductase 4 (gene cbr4). Lineage: Eukaryota; Metazoa; Chordata; Cladistia; Polypteriformes; Polypteridae. The record is from RefSeq and is a predicted model, not a curated record. The transcript is spliced from 6 exons. Gene Ontology annotation, molecular function: quinone binding; oxidoreductase activity, acting on the CH-OH group of donors, NAD or NADP as acceptor. Gene Ontology annotation, biological process: fatty acid biosynthetic process. Bases 102 to 812 code for a protein of 236 amino acids.
CCAGGAUACUCGGCUGACCAACUUCCUGUUACUCUGAACUGCAGCGGAUCUUGACAACAUGAACGGAAGACAGAAAGGCAGUGAACGUGCACACUUUAGGGAUGUCUAAACUGUGCGCAGUGUUUGGAGGUACAAGGGGAAUUGGAAAAGCAGUGUCACAAUUACUCGCUGACCAAGGACACAGAGUUGUUGUUUUGGGAAGAAGUCUUGAUUCUGCACAAGCAGUUGCAGAAGCACUUGGAGCAGAUCAUAUUGCUCAUAGCUGUGAUGUUUCAAAAGAACAAGACAUACAAAACACAUUUGACAAGAUUCAGGCCUCUCUGGGUCCAGUCCAUUACCUGGUGAAUGCUGCUGGAAUAAACAGGGACAGUCUGUUGCUACGAACCAAGAUAGAAGACAUACUGGCUCAGCUGCAUACAAAUCUUCUAGGAUCUAUGUUGACCUGCAAAUAUGCUCUUAGAGGCAUGCUACAACAAGGAGGAUCUAUUGUGAAUAUAGGAAGCAUCGUUGGACUGAAAGGCAAUACUGGGCAGAGUGUCUAUAGUGCCAGCAAGGCGGGGCUUGUGGGAUUUACACGGUCUCUUGCUAAAGAAGUGGCUGCAAAAAAUAUCCGUGUAAAUUUGGUUGCUCCAGGAUUCAUUAAAACUGAUAUGACUAUUGGAAUAAAUGAAGCAGAAGUGAAGAAAGCUAUACCACUAGGACGUUUUGGAGACCCAGAUGAAGUGGCCCAAGCUGUUGUCUUUCUGCUCAAGUCUCCUUAUAUUACUGGGCAGGUACUUGUGGUGGAUGGAGGUCUUCAACUAGCAAUAUAAAAAGGCAUAGCUACUUUUAAAAUCUACAUUCUGUAUAGCAUUACACAUCAGUUAAUGAUAUCUUGGUGCACAAAAGGUGUAGUCCAUGUUUUGGGUUGCUUUUCCAAACAAUAAAAGUUUUUUGAUAAAAUAAUAAAA